UAACCGGCCGUUUGUACUCAUCAUUUUAGUUUUCUCCUCCUCAUACACCUCUUCCUCUUUCUUGCCGUUGUUUUUCCCCUAAUUCCCUAUAUACUACUCAAGAGAGGGUGUGUGGAAAUUUUUGGUUAAUUUAAUAAAAGUAAGUUAGUUAAGGGCUAUCAAAUUAAUCAUGGCCGUAGGGGGAUUUUCGGCGGCAGGAACCAGCGGCGGACGAGAUUAUGAGGCGAAGAUCACGCCGGUUGUCAUCAUUUCUUGCCUAAUGGCUGCAACCGGCGGUCUCAUGUUCGGUUACGAUAUUGGCAUUUCGGGGGGUGUUACAUCUAUGCCUGAUUUCUUGAAAAAGUUCUUUCCGGUGGUGUACAAGAGGACUCAGGAAAAAGGCCUGGAUAGCAACUACUGCAAAUACGACAACCAAGGGCUACAACUCUUCACGUCGUCGCUGUACCUGGCCGCUCUUAUUGCGACGUUCGGAGCAUCCUACACAACCAGAAAGCUGGGACGGAAGCCAACCAUGUUCAUUGCUGGGAUUUUCUUCAUAGUUGGUACUAUUCUUAAUGCUGCAGCCAUGAACUUCCUUAUGCUUGUUCUUGGAAGGCUCUUGCUUGGUUGUGGAGUUGGUUUUGCUAACCAGGCCGUGCCAUUGUUCCUAUCGGAGAUCGCACCAACAAGGAUACGUGGAGCACUUAACAUCCUAUUCCAACUCAAUGUCACCAUUGGCAUUCUCUUUGCAAACCUCAUCAAUUAUGGCACUGCUAAAAUUGAAGGAGGAUGGGGUUGGAGGCUGUCAUUGGGUUUGGCAGGAGUUCCGGCAGUGAUGCUGACAGUUGGGUCCAUUUUGGUGGUAGACACUCCCAAUAGUUUGAUCGAACGAGGUCGUUUAGAGGAAGGAAAAGCCGUUCUCAGAAAGAUAAGAGGCACUGACAAUAUUGAACCUGAGUUUUUUGACAUUGUGGAAGCCAGUCGCAUUUCUAAGGAAGUCAAACACCCUUUCAGGUCCCUCCUCAAGCGCAGGAAUCGCCCUCAACUCAUCAUCGCAAUUUUCAUGCAGGUGUUCCAACAAUGCACAGGAAUAAACUCCAUAAUGUUCUACGCGCCAGUCCUCUUCAGCACCCUAGGGUUCGGCGGCGACGCCUCCCUCUACUCCGCUGUCAUCACCGGAGCCGUCAACGUCCUCUCCACCGUCGUCUCGAUCUACUCCGUCGACAAGAUAGGCCGGCGCGCCCUCCUCUUGGAGGCGGGCGUCCAGAUGUUCGUGUCCCAAACAGUGAUCGCCGUCGUCCUCGGCCUCAAGCUCCGCGACAACAGCGACGACAUGAGCCGCGGCCUCGCGGUGCUCGUGGUCAUCAUGGUCUGCACCUUUGUGUCGUCGUUCGCCUGGUCGUGGGGCCCGCUGGGGUGGCUCGUGCCAUCGGAGAUCUUCCCCUUGGAGACCCGGUCGGCCGGGCAAAGCGUCACGGUCUGUGUGAACAUGCUCUUCACCUUCAUCAUAGCGCAGGCUUUUCUGUCGAUGCUUUGCCACUUCAAGUUCGGGAUCUUCCUCUUCUUCUCCGGUUGGGUUCUCGUCAUGUCGCUCUUCGUCAUGUUCUUGUUGCCGGAGACGAAAAACGUGCCGAUUGAGGAGAUGACGGAGAGAGUCUGGAAGCAGCACUGGUUCUGGAAGAGAUAUAUGGAUGAUAAUGACGAUGAUGCUUAAUUUACUUAAUUGAGUAGAUUAUUUGUAUACUCUUUUGUGAUUAUUGAGUACUAAUGGUCGUUUUAAUUUGUAUUUCUUUUGACGAUUCAUUCUUUCCCAAAAGAUCAUUUACACGCUACUUGCAUAGUUAUGUUUUAACAUUUUUAUUUUGUACACCUUGCUGAGUUAUGACAAGGUUCUGAUCACAUUCAUUCAAAUUCAAGUUCCAAACAAAGGAAAACAAAUGACUAUAUACUAUAUGUUGGCCUAUAUAAAAAAGGAUUGCUAAUGUUAAUUUUGG
This is a messenger RNA of Morus notabilis, 1973 nucleotides long. RefSeq names its product sugar transport protein 13. Gene Ontology annotation, cellular component: membrane. Gene Ontology annotation, biological process: monosaccharide transmembrane transport. The transcript is spliced from 5 exons. The record is from RefSeq and is a predicted model, not a curated record. NCBI's taxonomy places the organism in Eukaryota, Viridiplantae, Streptophyta, Magnoliopsida, Rosales, Moraceae. Gene Ontology annotation, molecular function: monosaccharide transmembrane transporter activity. Bases 170 to 1693 code for a protein of 507 amino acids.